AUGAGUGUCUGGAGAAAACUGUGGAUUUUGCUAUUCGCGCUAUGGUUCCUGCUAAUAAUAAGCGCAUUGUUCAGUCGGUCCAGUCGUCAAUCUACAGAUAGUGUACAACUUCAACUACAGCCAGAUGCUGUUCGCAUAAGGCCAGAAGUUGUUCGUAUAAAGCCAGAAGAAACGGGAAACAAAAUUCUACCGGAUGACCUCCUCGCUCGCACAGAUAGCAAGUAUAUACUCUACAGACAGGCAAGGCAUGUAACUCGAGAGAUUCGGCGGCUGGCCAAGUCUCAAUUAUCGUCUUCAGGUGUGUCACCCAGUCAAAAGCUCUCACAAGAGGAGCUGCUCGACUGGUUUGCCAGAAUGUCUCUUCUUCUAGAGACUAAACUCACAGGCGCAAGUCGGGUGAAUGGACAGGCGGAAGAACUUAUAGCCCAACUGGAUGCUCUGUCGCAGAGUGUUCAACAGAAAAUCUUCCGACUGCAAAACCCCCCCGAUUGCCGGAGGGCCCGCUAUCUAGUCACCAGGAAUGAUAAACCCUGUGGUUUUGGCUGUCGCGCGCACCACUUGCUCUAUUGUUUACACAUUGCUUUAACUCUGAACCGUACUCUCUACAUAGAUGAAGACGUCAAGCAUACAAACUUCCUCCCGGCCACUGGCUGCAUUCCACCGCAGACCAAAGGCGAAUCAUUUACAUCGGGUAACAGAGACAGCCAAAUCUUGCACUGCCCAAUUAUUGACAUGAUCAGUUCCAACCUGGUGCCACAGGCUGUACCAAGGGACCUGGCAAAGGCACUUGCACCACUUCACGGAGCGCCCUUCCCGUGGUAUGCAGGGCAGCUUCUGCGCUAUCUGUUUCGUCUCAAAGAAGGUGAGUUCAAGAAGUCUGUGGAGGCUAACCUUAAGAGUCUUCGAACGGAGGCCCCAGUUGCAGGCUACCGACAGCCUAUUGUUGGAAUUCACGUAAGACGCACGGACAAAGUCGGCACAGAGGCUGCGUUUCACGCACUUUCGGAGUACAUGGUGCAUGCUGAGCGUUUCUUCCAGCAGAAGGAACUAGAGCGUCAAAUUGCAAAUGCUGACAACCACUGGACAGGGGACGUUCAUGCGCCUGUGGUCAAAAGUGAACUGCCUAAACGCCGCGUUUAUGUGGCUACUGAUGAUCCCUCUGUCUUUCAGGACGCCAGGAAGCAAUACCCCGAGUACGAGUUCAUUGGCAGCUCAGACCGAGCGGCCUCUGCUAAUGUAGGGAUGCGA
Molecule: messenger RNA, 1248 nt
Organism: Dibothriocephalus latus
Lineage: Eukaryota; Metazoa; Platyhelminthes; Cestoda; Diphyllobothriidea; Diphyllobothriidae
Source: the annotation of a GenBank genome assembly